AUGGCUAAUAAACGACGUCCCAAGAAGGCACGUGCUCCAUAUAAAAGAUAUGUCUACAAAUCAAAUAAUUAUUUAGCUAAUUCCGAUGAUGAAGAAGACCAAACUACGGAAUCAAAAGAAACAACAUUAGAAUCAACCAAUACUCAAAGAUUUAAAAACAAUGUUAAUGUGAAUUCCGUAUAUAUAUUAAGUGAUCAAAUCAAUUAUCAGGGGAAGAUGUGGCCUUGGAGUAAGUUUGAAAAAGUUGAUAUUUUACGAUGUGCAAUUCAAGGUCAUAAUCCUGAUUAUGUUCAAUUAGUUGAGAAUGAAGUUGGUAUAAAUCAAGAUAUAAUGAAACUACCGACAGAAAUCUUUGUUGAAAUAUUUAAAAUCCUUCAAAGUUGGAAUAAAUUAAAACCAAAAUAUAUGAGAGUUUGUCGAUUAUUUUAUUUGAUCAUAUUACCAAUGUUAUAUCGACAUCCUCAAGUUAAAGCUAAUAAUUUCUUUAAUUUUAUGGAAACCAUAAGUAAUAAUAAGAAACUUGGAGAUUAUAUAUAUACUUUGGAUUUAUCUCAUAUCAUUCAAUCAGGUAAAAAUGCAUUUGUGGCAAAAUUAUUAAAAAGAUCAAAUAAACAUUUGGAUACUUUCAUUGCACCUCAAACCAGUUUUGGAUUAGCUCCAUUAAUUGCUUUAAAGAAUUGUUUACAUUUACGAGUAUUGGAUUUACGAUUAGUAUCAGAAACUUUAAAUCUUGAAGAAUUAUUCAAAUCAAUUAGAAAUCUUCAUAAUUUAACAUAUUUAUCAUUCCCAAGAUCACUGAUUGAAAUCAAUGAUUAUAAAUCAAUAGUAUGGCCGCCACAACUUACAUUCCUCAGGAUAUCGGGAGGAAUAUCUGAUGAUUUUUUAUAUGAGAGUAAUUUCCCAACACUGAUAAAACAAUUAGAAUUUGCUCAUUGUCCAAGUAUAACAGAUAUAGGAUUACGACAUAUUUUAUAUACCAUUGGCGCCAAUCUAACCAGUCUUAAAGUACAAUAUCCCAUGCCAGGAUUAAAGAAAAAUUCAUUAGAUCAAGUGUUUAUUUAUUGUCCUAAUUUAUUAGUGCUUGAAAUAAGUGUCGAUUAUGUAUCAUCAUCAUUCUUUGAUGAAGAAUAUUUGAGAUUUCUAGAUUAUCCAAGACCAUUACGUACUUUAUAUAUACAAAGUAGUGGAAUGUUGGGAACUCUGACAAGAUUGGAUCCUAUUGAUUUAGUUAUUGCUUUGAAUGAAGGUAGAUUACCAAAUUUAAAGAAUAUUCUGUGUACUGCUAAACUAGGAUGGGAUCCUAAGUCUGAAGCAGUUGAAUAUAUAGUUGACGAAUUAGAUGAAAGAAAUGGUGGGAUUUAUAUUGGCUAUUAA
This is a messenger RNA of Hemisphaericaspora subhashii, 1374 nucleotides long. RefSeq lists its product as uncharacterized. The transcript has a single exon. The record is from RefSeq and is a predicted model, not a curated record. Lineage: Eukaryota; Fungi; Ascomycota; Pichiomycetes; Serinales; Debaryomycetaceae. The coding region runs from base 1 to 1374 and encodes 457 amino acids.